Messenger RNA from Thermochaetoides thermophila DSM 1495, 3036 nucleotides. RefSeq lists its product as uncharacterized. Gene Ontology annotation, biological process: positive regulation of transcription by RNA polymerase II. Gene Ontology annotation, cellular component: nucleus. The record is from RefSeq and is a predicted model, not a curated record. The transcript is spliced from 5 exons. NCBI's taxonomy places the organism in Eukaryota, Fungi, Ascomycota, Sordariomycetes, Sordariales, Chaetomiaceae. The coding region runs from base 1 to 3036 and encodes 1011 amino acids. Gene Ontology annotation, molecular function: transcription cis-regulatory region binding; DNA-binding transcription factor activity, RNA polymerase II-specific; zinc ion binding.
AUGGAGUCUGUCGAGCCGGUCGAGCAGGCCCAGCCUGUUGCUGGAUCGACUGUCCCAUCUGAGGGGAGUCAGGGGAACCAGCCGUCCUCUGAGCAGGCCCAAAGGAAGAGGAAGAGGACCAAAACGGGCUGUCGUACCUGCCGCAAACGCCGCAUCAAGUGCGACGAGGGCAAACCGAUCUGUAAUAACUGCAUCAAGUCCAAGCGAGAGUGCGAGGGUUAUACGCAGAAGCUCCAGUUUCGUCCGGCCUUUUCCCUUAACCAUCGUCGCCAGCAGGAGCUGAUCAACGCCCAGAGGGCGCAGGGCGGCUCGUCCCAGGCGCCGCUGAUUGCGCCUAAGCCGCCGAUUGUCGAGUUCUCGAAUACCACGCCGCUUACCUAUGCGCAGCAGGCGUAUGGACAAGCUCAUGGUCAUGGACAUGCCGCGGCAUCUUCGAGUUCCGGGGCUACCAGGGGCUUUGUACAGCAGAGGCCUGCGCCGUAUCAACCGCAGAGUCCUUCGCCUCUCUCGACACCCAGCCAGGUCUCAUUUGUCGGGGGGGAUCCGUCACCAAACGCAACUCAGGGAGAGUUCUACGGUGCGCUGGGGAGCCUGCCGUUCCCCAGGCAGACCUUCGAGCCUGCGCCGUUCAUGCAGCCUACGCCGCCGCGCGAGUCUCCCGGUCUGCCAUCUGAGCAGGAGCUGGAGAUGCAGCUCGAGAAGCAGAUAGCCGAAGCCGGCUCAGCAACCUUCCUCGCCGACGGCACCGGCAAAGUGAGCAUGGUCCAGCCCGUUGUCCCCGAUGAGCUCCCCGAAAAAGAAGGUUAUUGGGAACCCGACGACGAAGCCUCGAUCGGCGAAUCCGACGACGAGGCGCCCCCUGAAGACCACCUCGUCCAUCUCCAGUCCAACGACCUCGGCAUCCAGGUCGCCAAGCAACUCGCCCCGGAACACCACCAAUCCGACGUAUAUGGCGUGCGCAUCCGCACCUUCGCCGGCAUGAACGAGUACAAUUUCACGCUCGCCGAAUACACUCCCUCGUCGGCCUCCUCCCCGCUCAACGACCCCCAGACCGCCGCCGUCUUCUGGCACUUUGUCAACAUCACCGGCCAGAGCAUGUCGCUGUACGAGCGCCACCCGUUCGACCCGACCCCCGUCUUCCAGGGCCAGCCGGUUCCCAAGUAUCGGCAGCACAUCUGGACGUACACAUUCCCCAUCAUGGCCUUCAACCACCCGGCCCUGAUGCAAGCCAUGCUUGCGCUCGCGUCGCUGCAGAUUUCUAAACUGCAGGGGUAUCCGCCUACGGCGGCGAUGAAGCACUAUCACUUGUGUAUUAGGAGGAUCGCGAAGAAUUAUCAAAGCCCACAGCGCAGGACGCAGCCGGCUACUCUGGCCGCAACGUUGCUUCUAGGGUUUUAUGAGGUGUGGAAUUCGGAUCAUGAUAAGUGGUGUAAGCAUCUAUGGGGAGCGAGGGCGAUCCUGAGGGAGAUUCCGCUGGGGAGGAUGACGAGGGACGUGCUGGCUUGGAGGAGGAGGAAGUGGGAAGAGGAGGUGAAAAAACAUGUUUGUGAUGAGCAUUGCCUCUUUGAAGGGGGUCGAGGAGAAGGACAGAGGCAUCAUUUUCGCCCCCAGAAUGGAUUGCACGUGCUGGAGGAUGUGGAUACGCGGUUGAUUUGGGAGUUGACGGGCCAGGAGGUGGAGUAUGAACGGCCGGAGGGGUUUGUGUUGGGGGAGGGCGGCGGGGAGUAUAGGAGGGACAAGUAUUUGACGGAGAGGGAUGUUGAGACGUAUGAGCAUUUGAGGGAUCUGUACUGGUGGUAUUUGAAGAUGGAUGUGUAUCAGAGCUUCUUGGGAGGGACGAAGUUGCUUAAGUGGACGCAGUGCACGCCGCGGGGGCCGUUUGGGAAUAUCAAUCAGAUCUACGGCACCUUCGACCACCUCCUUCUCCUCCUCGGCCGGCUCGCCAACUUUGCGUCUCGCGACCUCGCCCGCAAACGCAAAGUCUGGAAGGGCCAUGGCGGCCCUCCUGGCGCGGCCAUGGGUCGCGGAGGCCCUCCAGGCGGUUCUCCCGGAGGUCCCCCCGGUCCCCCGGGCCCUCCGGGUCAAGCUCCCCCAGGUCAGGGACCACCCAUAGGUGCCGGCGCAGGUCGCGGCUCCGGCCCCCCUCCCGGCUUUGGUCCCGCUGGCUUCGGCCGUGGCCACUCCCCGCCCCCAUUCCCCGGUCUUAUGCCCUCCUCAGGCCAAAUCAACAUCCCUCGGGGCUUCUCCCCGCCCCGCGAGCAACCGCCAUCGCCUUCGUCCGACCCCCUCGAUAAUCCCGAAGCCGACUUAGCGGCCGCCACUGCCGCUGCCCAUCGUGAAUGGGAAGAAAUCCGUCGCGCAUUCGAUGUGUUUCGUUCCCGCCUAGGGCCAGAUUUCGAGCCCAUGAGCGCAGAAUACUCCUUCCCGGAGAUGACGCCCUUCGGGCCGGCGCUGAUGUACAGAACUUACAGCAUAGCAGGGAUAUGGAUGAACUACUACAUGGGUAUGAUUAUUUUACACAGGUCGCAUCCGGCGAUGCCUCCGUUGGCGUUAGUAGCCGCAGGGAUGGCCGCUCAGCAGACGGCGCAGUACGCGAAUGAAGUGGCUAGGAUUGCUGCGGGAUUGUAUGAGGAUACGACGGGAUUACAGGAGAUCCCGACGACGUUCAAUGACCUCCACCAACGGCAUUGGCUCAUCCGCCGCGUGCGUGAAAUCGCCCGCCUCACCGGUUGGCAGUCCGCCCGCCAGAUAGCCGACGGCUGCGAGACAAGUUGGCGCAAAGCUCAUGAAAUGGGUCGGGGCCCGGCGUACGAAUCCCCGCCUGAGCUGGGUCCUCUCUUCCCGCCCACCACGCAGACGUGGCAUCGUCCGCGGGGGAUUGAGCGACGCAUUCAUGAGCUACAGGCGGUGCGGAGGGGCGAGGAUAGACUAGUGCUGCAGCGGAGCGAGCAGGCGCAUUAUGCGCUGGGGUUGUUGAGCGUGGAGAGAGAUUUGUAUACGUUGAGGCUGAAAGAUGAGGAGGAAGAGAAGCAAUAG